Molecule: messenger RNA, 7434 nt
Organism: Mauremys mutica (yellowpond turtle)
Lineage: Eukaryota; Metazoa; Chordata; Testudines; Geoemydidae
Exons: 22
Coding region: 186-6803 (2205 amino acids)
Biological process (GO): regulation of transcription by RNA polymerase II
Molecular function (GO): RNA polymerase II cis-regulatory region sequence-specific DNA binding; DNA-binding transcription factor activity
Source: RefSeq, a predicted model, not a curated record
GCUCCCGGCCCCGCAGCCAGGCCGCGGCUCCCUCCCCCCUCCCGGCUGCGCUCGCUCUGCUCCGCCCGGCAGCGGGGCCGGCCCGUGGCGAGGCGGCGCCGGGACCCUGCCCAGCCCGGAGCGGGAGCGGAGCUCGGCCGGGCCGGGCCCGCUGGAGAAGCCCCGCCCGCCUCCCCGGGGGGGCCAUGGCCGAGCGGGCCGCUGCCCAGGCUCCUGCUGUCCCUGAACCCACUCCUGUGAGCGAAGCCCAUCAUCACACUACAGAGAUCUCCUUGUGGACAGUAGUGGCUGCCAUCCAAGCCAUGGAGAGGAAGGUGAAUUCCCACGCCACGCGGUUACUGAAUCUGGAGGGGAGAACAGGGACAACCGAGCAGAAGUUAACAGACUGUGAGAGGACAGCGAUGGAAUUUGGUAACCAGCUGGAGAGUAAAUGGACUAUUUUAGGAACUCUGAUCCAGGAGAAUAACUUCCUGCAGAGGAGGCUGGAGAACAUGGAGAACCUGCUGAGAAACAGGAACUUCUGGAUCCUGAGACUGCCCCCAGGCACUAAGGGAGAAGUCCCCAAGGUGCCGGUGACAUUUGAUGACGUCUCCGUCUAUUUCAAUGAGCAGGAGUGGGAGAACUUAGACGAAUGGCAGAAAGAGCUUUACAAGAAUGUGAUGAAGGGGAACUAUGAGACACUGAUCUCCCUGGACUACGCUGUUUCUAAGCCAGACGUUUUAUCCCGCAUUGAGCGAGGGGAGGAGCCGUGUGUUGGGGAUCAGUGGGAAUCCCUGGAAGGAUUGGAGGGAAGAGUCCAGAAGAAGGAAGGGCUGGUGGAAAGAGAAAUCCCUGUGGACCCCAGCGCAGGCCAUGCCAUUUCGAACCCUGACAUCCUGCCCCGGGCUGAAGGAGGGGAGGAGCCGUGUAUCGGGGCCCAGGGGGGUUCGGCGGACAGAGAAAUUCCCCUGGAGCCCAGUACAGAAUCACCAGUUUCCACAUCUGCCCCUUUACCCUGGAUCAAACAAGAGGAAGAGCUGGAUGCUGGGGACCAGCAGGAACUGGGGGAAGGAAGAAUUCUCACAGGCUCCAGCAUGGCAGAUGAUGGGACAGCGAGCCAAGAGAAGGAGAAGCCCCAGAAGGGAUGUCUGGAGAAGUUGGAGCUGCAAGGGAUGUCAUCGGUGAAAUCUGAAGAGGAGGUUUUGCAGAGCCUACAGCAGGGAGUGGCUGCACAGCUAGUUAGCCCUGCAGUGAUCAGAGUGGAGAAAUCCACCCAGUGCGACCGAGACUUCGGCCUGCUCAAGGGCUUUGUGGUCCAGCCAGGAGAGAAGCCCUUUGCCUGCGGUGAAUGCGGGAAAAGCUUCCGGCUGAAGGGGAAUUUUGUCAAACACCUGCGGAGCCACGCCAAGGUGCGGCCCUACAAGUGCACCGAGUGCGAGAAGAGCUUCAACUGCCAGUCGGAGCUGCUGCGACACCAGAUGAUUCACCGCGGGGAGAAGCCCUACAAGUGCAGCGAGUGCGAGAAGAGCUACAGCCGCAAGGUGUAUCUGCUCAACCACCAGCGUGUGCACACGGGGGAGCGGCCCUUCCAGUGCACGGUGUGCGAGAAAAGCUUCCGGCAGAAGGCCGUGCUCAUCUCGCACCAGCGCCUGCACACUGGCGAGCGCCCGUACAAGUGCAGCGAGUGCGGUAAGAGCUUCACUCAGCAGUCCAAGCUGACCAACCACUACCGUAUCCACACAGGUGAGCGCCCCUACAAGUGCACCCAGUGCGAUAACAGCUUCAGCGAGAAGUCCAAGCUCAACAACCACUACCGCAUCCACACAGGAGAGCGGCCUUACAAGUGCACCGAGUGUGAGAAGAGCUACUGCCGCAAGGAGUAUCUGCUCAAUCACCAGCGCCUGCACACCGGCGAGCGGCCCUUCCAGUGCCCUGAGUGCAGCAAGAGCUUCAUGCUCAAGAGGAGCUUCAUGAAGCACCAAAGAAAUCACAUGGAAGAGAGACCCUACCAGGACGGCCUGGCUGCUAAAAGCCAUGGUGGGUCUGUCGGACGUCAGGAUAACGACCUGGGAGAAGGGCUGACGUGCUGCACUGAAUGCGGGGAAAGCUUCACGGGGAAGCCUGAGCUAGAGACGCAUCAGCAGGUCCAUGUCAGGGAGCGGCCACAUCAAUGUGGCACGUGUGGGAAAAGCUUCCGAUACGAGGAAUCUCUGAAAGAACAUCAGAGUCUCCACAGCACAGAGCAAGGGCAUCCGGAGGUUUCUCGGAGCCCCGGACAGGGAGCAGAGGCCGGACUCCUGGUUGUAAAGAUGGAAGAUACGUGCUACCUUCUCAAGAUGAUCAUGGAAGGAGAGGCUGUGAUCGCGUUUCACUCCCAGAUAUGUUGGAGUCGGGGAAAGGGAGGCGAUUCCCGCCGCCAGGGGCCGCUGCCGCCCCGCCGCUCCCGGCCCCGCAGCCAGGCCGCGGCUCCCUCCCCCCUCCCGGCUGCGCUCGCUCUGCUCCGCCCGGCAGCGGGGCCGGCCCGUGGCGAGGCGGCGCCGGGACCCUGCCCAGCCCGGAGCGGGAGCGGAGCUCGGCCGGGCCGGGCCCGCUGGAGAAGCCCCGCCCGCCUCCCCGGGGGGGCCAUGGCCGAGCGGGCCGCUGCCCAGGCUCUGGCCACCCCGCGCCCCGUGUCUGUGCCGCCCCGGGGAGAGAGCCCGCUGGACGCUGCGGCGGAUCCCCUCCCUGCCCCGGCUGCCAUCCAGGCCCUGGAGAGGAAGCUGGACUCUCACGCCGCCCGGUUGCUGAGUCUGGAGGGGAGAACAGGGAUGUCCGAGAAGAAACUAAUAGACUGUGAGAGGACAGCGGUGGAGUUUGGGAACCAGCUGGAGAGUAAGUGGGCCGUGCUGGGAACUCUGAUCCAGGAGUAUGGGCUGCUGCAGAGGAGGCUGGAGAACAUGGAGAACUUGCUGAAGAACAGGAACUUCUGGAUCCUGAGACUCCCCCCAGGGACUAAGGGGGAAGUCCCCAAGGUCCCGGUUAUGUUUGAAGACAUCUCAGUCCACUUCUCCAGGGAGGAGUGGGAGAAUUUAGAAGAAUGGCAGAAGGAGCUUUACAAGAACUUGAUGAAAGACAGCUAUGACUCUUUGAUCUCCCUGGACUGUGCCAUCUCCAAACCUGACGUCCUAUCACCGACAGAUCAGGAGGAAGAACCAGGUGUCGGGGUGCAGGGAGAUCUGGAGGAGAGAGGAACCUCUGUGGUUCCCAGCACUGACUCUCCAGUUUCGACACCUGACGUUUUAUCCCAGGUUAAACAAGAGGAGGGAUUGUGCAGCAGAGAUCAGCAAGAAUUGGGAGAGAGAGAAAUCCCUGCGGAUCCCAGCCUAUCAGGUGAUGGGCUUGUGAUCAAAACGGAGGAGGGGCCUGUCGGGGAAGGCCACAACAGCCCAGAGCCACGUGGAGUGCAAUUGGGGACAUGCAGAGAGAGCGAGGGGCGGGCUCCCGAGUGGGGAGCACCCUGUGAGAGUCUGCCUGGCCCAGUGAUGCAUCUGAGGAGCGACCUGGGGCAGCCCAACGAAUGCAGUGGGGGCCAGAAUGAAAUCGCUGAGCCCCAGGGCAGCAGCGCCGUCCCCCGGCUCAGCCAGCCUGCGGAGAGGCCCUUUCAUUGCCUGCAGUGUGGCAAGAGCUUCACCCGGAAAGACACCCUGCUGUCCCACCAGCGCACCCACACCGGGGAGCGGCCCUACGCCUGCGCCCAGUGUGGCAAGACCUUUGCACAGCAGUCCAAACUCAGCAGCCACCGCCGCACCCACACGGGCGAGCGCCCCUACGCCUGCACCCAGUGCGCCAAGACCUUUGGCCGCAAGGAGCACUACACCCAGCACCAGAGGACCCACACGGAGGAGCGGCCCUUCAUCUGCAGCCAGUGCGGGAAGAGCUUCCGCAGGUACUUCAACCUGACGGUGCACCAGCGCACCCACACCGGGGAGCGCCCCUACCCGUGCGCCCAGUGCGGCCGCCGCUUCAGCCGCAAGGAGCACUUCCUGCUGCACCAGCGCAUCCACACCGGGGAGCGCCCCUACCAGUGCAGCCAGUGUAACAAAAGCUUCAUCCACCAGUCGCGGCUCAACUACCACGCCCGCAUCCACUCGGGGGAGCGGCCCUACGCCUGCGCCCAGUGUGCCAAGCGCUUUGCCGAACCCUCCAAGCUGGCAGUGCAUUACCGAGUUCACACGGGCGAGCAGCCCUACUCCUGCCUCCAGUGCGGCAAGAGCUUCGGCUUGAAGAAAAGCCUCGUAGUCCACCAGCGGAGCCAUGCCCAGGAGCGGCCCUACCAGUGCUCCGAAUGCGGUAUCCACUUCAUCUGCCAGUCCUACCUCGUCCGGCACCAGCUGGUCCACACCGGGGAGCGCCCCUACAAAUGCACCGAGUGCGGCAAAAGCUACAGCCGCAAGGAGCACCUGCAGAACCAUCGGCGUAUCCACACGGGGGAACGACCCUUCCAGUGCACCGCUUGCGGGAAGAGCUUCAUCCAGAAACAUCAUCUCCUGAAGCACCAGCGCAUCCACACUGGGGAGCGCCCCUACCAGUGCGGGGAGUGCGGGAGGAGCUUCCGCUGCAAGGAGUCCCUGAAGGAUCACGCCAGGGUUCACGGCACAGAGCUGGGUCACCCGCAGGCUGCGCCCAAUCCCAGACAGGUACUGAAGAUGGGCACUGUGGGGUGUUCUGUGAUGAAUAUUUUUGCUUUGCUCUGUCUGAGCAGUGAGGGGCCCAAGGCAGCUUUGAUAGGACAGCUGGUCCCCCGGGCUGUGCGCGGGGGCGAGGGGCUCUGCCCCCCGAGAGGAGACGGGGGCGGCGCUGCCGUGACUCUGUCGGGCCCAGGAGAGCGGGGGGCCGAGGGAGCCCCCCCAGGCUGGCGGUCCCGCAGGGCGCUGGCGGGGCCAGGCGAGUCCCUCCCCGCGCGGAUAAAGGACAAGCCCCGCUGCCGGGAGGCGGGCUCGGAGCUCGCUGCGCCCGUGCCCGGUAGGCGGCACUGCUCGGGCUCGCCGCCCCUGGCGCGCCGGCCGCCCGCGCUCUUCGCAGGACCAACGAGGCGGCGGCGGGUCCCUCCCUCCCUCCCAGGCUGCACUCGGGCCGCUCCCUCCCCAGCAUGGCAGCGGGACCCAGCCCACGCCCCUAGCGAGCCCCGGGCCGGGCCGCUUCCCCCGAGAGCCACCCAGCGCGGGGCCAUGGCCGAGUGGGCGCCCGCCCAGAUUCAGGAAUGGAACGUCGAGGCGCAACAUCUGCUGCCUUUGCAGCCGCCGCUGGUCCCCGAGCGCGCUCACAUGAGAGAAGCACAGCUGCACACGGCAGAGGCCUCGCUCUGGACUGUGGUGGCUACAGUGCAGGCCAUGGAGCGGAAGAUCGAUCUGCUGGCCACGCGCCUGCUGAGCCUGGAGGGGAGAUCUGGGACGGCCGAGAAGAAAUUAAUAGACUGUGAAAAAACAGCAAUGGAGUUCAAUAACCAGCUGGAGAGUAAGUGGGCCGUGCUGGGAACUCUGAUCCAGGAGUACGGGCUGCUGCAGAGGAGGCUGGAGAACGUGGAGAACCUGCUGAAGAACAGGAACUUCUGGGUCCUGAGACUACCCCCAGGCACUAAAGGGGAGGUCCCCAAGAUGCCGGUGACGUUCGUCGACGUGGCUGUCUAUUUCUCCGCGGAGGAGUGGAAGAAUUUGGAAGACUGGCAGAAGGAGCUGUACAAUAACCUGGUGAAGGAGAACUAUGAAUCCUUGAGCUCGCUGGACCGUACCCGUUCCAAAGCAGACCCCGAGGCCCGGACAGAACGAAGGGAAGAGGCAUGUGUCCAAGAUCAGCAGGACUUAAAGGAGAGAGAAAUCCCUCCAGAGCCCUGCACAGAAUCCCUGAUGUCAACGCCUGACAUCCUGUCCCGGAUCAAACAAGAGGAGGGGCCUUUUGUCGGGGAGCAGCAGUUCUCGGAGGAGAGAGGAAUCCCCACGGACCCCUGCGCAGGAGCAGAUGCUCUGAUUUCUGCCCAUGACUUUUUAUCCUGGAUUAAACAAGAGGAGGAGCCCUGUGUCCGGGAUUCGUGGGAGCUGGCUGAAAGAGAAAUCCUCACUGGCCCUGGCCCAGGCGACGGGCUCAUGGUGAAGUCGGAGGAGCAGCGUCACCGCCAGGCAGGCCCGGAAGAGCUGGGGCUGCUGGGGGGGUCUGGGGAGCCGCUGUACCAGGCCCCUGCCUACGGGAGCCAGCGUGGCUCGGUGACCCAGCAAGCCGACCCUGGCGAGAACAGACUGGGUAAAUCCUUCCGCUCGGACGCCAGCUUCGGCGAGUUCCCAGGCACCCUGACCCCGCGGGGAGCCGGCGCGCUGGGGGAGGAGCGGCCGCACGGCUGCGCCGAGUGCGGGAAGAGCUUCAGCGUGAAGAAGAGCCUGAAGAUCCACCAGCGGAGCCACGCCAAGGAGCGGCCCUACGCCUGUGGGGAGUGCGGCAAGAGCUUCAACUGCCACUCGGGGCUGGUGCGGCACCAGAUGAUCCACCGCGGCGAGCGGCCCUACAAGUGCGAGGAGUGCGGGAAGUGCUACAGCCGCAAGGAGCACCUCCAGAACCACCAGCGGCUGCACACCGGCGAGCGGCCCUUCCAGUGCGCCGCCUGCGGCAAGAGCUUCAUCCGCAAGCAGAACCUGCUGAAGCACCAGCGCAUCCACACCGGCGAGCGGCCCUACCAGUGCGGGGAGUGCGGGAGGAGCUUCCGCUACAAGGAGUCCCUCAAAGACCAUCAGCGGGUUCACGGCGCGGAGCUGGGGGCCCCCCCUGGGCUCCCGCCGGCCCUGAGCAGCGGGGACUAGAUCCCGGGACUCCGUGGCCUAGACCACAUGGCAGCUCGGGACUGGGUCGUAACCGACCGCGAGUUAAAUCCAAGGCAGCGAAGUGAAAACCAGUGCCAGAAACGAAGCUUUUACCAAAUACGUCCGCGGGGCGCGAGGCAGCCGGGGUGUCUGGCACGUCCUCGGAGGGACCCCCAGCACGUUUUUCAUACCCAUCUCCCAUCCCCAGGACAAGCCCCUUCCACGCAACCUGCAGAGAGAGCCGGAAAGGCCGGUGCAUGCGCCGAACGCUGCUCCCCGCCUCCUCCCGAGUCCCCACUAAUGUCCUGCUCCGGUUCUAAACCCCCUCCUGGGGCUCUUCUCUAGAACCCGCUUCCUUUCUCCCGCUCCACACCCACAGCGGCACGAUUGUGUGAGAGCCUUCUCCUCUGCAGCUCCUGCCCCCAGAGCCGCCUCUCCCCACAUUUCCCCUCCCACUGGAUGUAGAUUGACUCUUUCUCACCCGUAGCUCUGUGUCCCGCCCUCCUCCCCCUCCCCCCCCCGUUGUUUUUACAUUUUAAUUUCCUAAGCGUGCAGUUAAACUCUGUCAAGUGUUUGGCGGUGUAGUUUUAUAUGGCAGAUGCAAUGCAAAAUAAAGUUGUGUUGGGCUGUU